AUGGCUCCAAAUCUUACCCACCACGUAACGGCGAUACCUAGCUCUUUCACUGUCCCACCAUUUCACGAGAAUUCCACGAAGCCUUUGCUCAGCUCACUCAGGAACGGAAGCUGCUCUCAUCGGAAGGUGUUCGCGAUGGUCAUGCGGACACUGACCAUUUACAGCGUGGUAUGGGUGUGUUUCGGCACAGCCGUGUCGCGCAAUAAUUGUAAAGGCCUCACGAAGAUAAUUGAAAUCACUCACUUUGCGGCGAAGUCCUUGAUAGAGGUGCUAUCAGAUCGAUAUUUGCAUACCUCCCAGCCCGUUCUUCAACGUCUGAAACAGGUGGGGAGCAUCCUUGCUGGGAUAGCCGCUUAUCGAAAUGCUGAUCGGUGGUCUUUGGAUUGGGCUGUUUCCAAUGCAGUUCCACGUGUAUGGUUUUGCCUUGGCAAGGAGACGGCCACGAGCAAUUUUGUAACAAUAGAGACCCCCACAAGUCUUAUGGACAUUCGAGUAAUGCGUACGAACCCGUUUCUCUUCAUAGAAUCGCCGUGCAAAUAUGAGAGUAGAAGCUAUCCGCGGGCGAAAGGCACUGCACGGCCUAGGUUACGCUCGCGCAUCUCACUUCGUCCCACUGCCAACACCGAGCACCAGGAGAAACUCUCAUCUCCUCGAAAGGCAUGGAGCAACGCUAUUGGGAUAGUCACCACCAUUUCACGUUGUGGUGCUGGUGGUAGGUCAAUAUGGCGUAGAGACAACUGGCUUUCGGGCACCAUUACGACUGGACUCAGUGGAAUUCUCUAUGGCUUUUUCGGUGCAUGGUUGCGUGACCUUGAGGUGACUUCGAAGCAGUUGCGUGGCUGUAAUACAAUCCUACCAGGUAUUCCCGACCUUCUGAGUCCCAAAUUCAGAGGAUAUAAUAGCCGAAUUCUGAAGGGCAGUGCCUGUUUUCGUGUUCACAGAUCUAUGUUCCCACUGUCCUAUACUUCAUUUGGGGUUCCAUCCGACUUUGCUUCUGCAUGGUACCAUAGCUGGAAUCCAAAGACUGUGGUCCUUCCUCCCUCCCAAUCUGGGCACGCCUCCUUGGUCGUCCCUGACCUUUUCCUCUACAGCCUUGCCAUGCCACCUAGACAUUGGAUAACUCUUCAUCGUGGUCAUGCGCUAAUUUGGCAGCUGCGUUCUUUCACCACAUCCUUUUCGCAUAAUGGCUACGGACAGGCCGCUCCUGUACGACGGACCUCGAGCUUGAAUGCUAAUUCUGGAAAUCAGUUGGACAGAGAUUGGACGAGGACCGGAUGGCGACUACAAUAUCCACUAUUGCGACGAGAAACCCCAGUCAAUUCCAAGAGGACUGAUGAAAUAGACAUUGUAGGUGGCGUGGGAAGAAAGGUGGGAGUGAAAGGACAGCGGAGUGAGAAACGCUAUAUUCGUGGUCUUUCCCAUCUUGAGAGUGAUGUCAUUCCGCACAAGUCGAUCAUGGAUCCCGCUUUUAUUUGCGUAACGGCGACGGUACACGUGACAAAAGAUGCAGCACCAAGCAGACACGUGGUCAUGAGAUGCAUGUACAGGCGUCAACAGCCAUCAACGCCGGAAAAAGAAACAAAAGUAACCCCAUAUCAGCUCCGUUCUCACCGAGGGUGCCUUCGGGCAGCAUUGUUCAUUGUCCUCGAACGCCCCGUGACCCGCUUAUUGCAUUCACCCUAG
Lindgomyces ingoldianus is the source of this 1683-nucleotide messenger RNA. RefSeq lists its product as uncharacterized. The transcript is spliced from 11 exons. The coding region runs from base 1 to 1683 and encodes 560 amino acids. Lineage: Eukaryota; Fungi; Ascomycota; Dothideomycetes; Pleosporales; Lindgomycetaceae. The record is from RefSeq and is a predicted model, not a curated record.